Molecule: messenger RNA, 1703 nt
Organism: Benincasa hispida (wax gourd)
Lineage: Eukaryota; Viridiplantae; Streptophyta; Magnoliopsida; Cucurbitales; Cucurbitaceae
Biological process (GO): mitochondrion organization
Cellular component (GO): membrane; mitochondrion
Source: RefSeq, a predicted model, not a curated record
GGAUAUCUUGGGUUCUUCGGCAGGCUUCGGGUGCAAGAAAGAAAAAGCGGAAGUGGCACUGGGGUCUACUUGUUCUAAAACCUCGGGGGGUUUUACAUUUACUAGGGCAUUACUGUUGUCCUUGUUCAUUCGCUGUGAAGAUGAUGAAUAGUUUGAAGCCCGAUGCUUCUUCAACCCUUAGAUUUCUCAAAUUCAUUGCCCAUUCCAGACAUCUCUCCACCCUUUCCCCAUUGACUCCGAGGCGUUCUUCCUUUCUCUUCUCCAACAGCCCUCUUUCUCCUCAACCUUCUUCUCUGAUCUCACCUCCUCUCUUCUCUGCCACCACCAUCCGCUAUCUUCGCACUGGUCGAGAUCCCAGCAUCAGCUAUGAGAUUACUCCUCCAAUCAAUUGGGGUAUUCGAAUUGUCCCCGAGAAGAAGGCUUAUGUGAUCGAACGAUUUGGUAAGUAUGUCAAGACGCUCCCCUCAGGAAUUCAUUUUUUGAUUCCAUUUGUCGAUCGGAUUGCCUAUGUGCAUUCCUUGAAGGAGGAAGCUAUUCCUAUUCCGGACCAGUCUGCUAUCACAAAGGACAAUGUCAGCAUUUUGAUAGAUGGGGUGCUUUAUGUUAAGAUAGUGGACCCCAAGCUAGCAUCCUAUGGAGUUGAGAAUCCCAUAUAUGCUGUUAUUCAGCUCGCUCAGACUACAAUGCGUAGCGAGCUUGGGAAGAUUACUCUUGACAAAACAUUUGAGGAAAGGGACACGCUGAAUGAGAAGAUAGUGGAGUCUAUCAAUGUAGCUGCAAGGGACUGGGGACUGCAAUGCCUUCGAUAUGAAAUAAGGGAUAUUUCUCCACCUCGUGGGGUGAGAGCCGCUAUGGAGAUGCAAGCUGAAGCAGAACGUAAAAAGAGAGCUCAAGUUCUUGAGUCUGAAGGAGAAAGGCAGGCCAACAUCAAUAUUGCUGAUGGUAGGAAGAAUGCAGUUAUAUUAGAAUCUGAAGCUGCAAAAAUGGAUCAAGUUAACAGAGCGCAAGGUGAAGCUGAGGCCAUCCUUGUAAAAGCCCAAGCAACAGCCAAAGGACUCGCUCUUGUGUCACAGGCACUCAAAGACAGUGGAGGUGUCGAGGCUGCUAGUUUGAGAAUCGCUGAGCAAUAUAUACAAGCCUUCAGUAAUAUUGCCAAAGAGGGUACCACAAUGUUGCUUCCAAGUUCAGCGGCAAAUCCAGCUAACAUGAUGGCUCAAGCCCUUACAAUAUAUAAGAGCCUCGUGGGCAAUGUCUCCGGCGGUGAAGCUGGAACUGGUGGAUUAAAUGAAGGCAUAAAUGAGAGCAAUCUGGCCGCAGAAAUCGGGGGAGAUAGUAACCAAACUGUUAGAGUUGUUGACAACAAAGUUCAAAAUGGCCGCCAAGGAUUUUCUCUACAGAUCCCCAAGAGUGCGGAAUAGUAAAUGAGUUUAACGACUUUGUGAAAAAUUCCCCUGUUUCUGGCUGUAGGGUUCUUUUUGGGUGUGAGAGGAAAACUGUGCCUGUACUGGAGGCCACUCGGAAUUAUUCUCAACUAAGUCCUAUCUUAGUUGGGACUGCGAACUUCCCUCAGAUUCAAUGGCGCCAGCGGUUCUUAGUUCAUUUAGAACGACUGUCUAUCUUGACAAAUUCAAAUAAGUUUUCACUGUUCCUUCCCGACAAUUAAUAUUUUUAAAGCUAUUCAAUUCAACUUACUUUACAACGUA